Messenger RNA from Lottia gigantea (owl limpet), 1138 nucleotides. RefSeq lists its product as hypothetical. The record is from RefSeq and is a predicted model, not a curated record. The coding region runs from base 113 to 685 and encodes 190 amino acids. Lineage: Eukaryota; Metazoa; Mollusca; Gastropoda; Lottiidae. Gene Ontology annotation, molecular function: RNA binding. The transcript is spliced from 7 exons.
AACUCACAUUUCAAAAUGGCUAACUUUUUGCAGUAAAAAUUAAAGUUUAUAGAAAAUAUUUGAAAAAAGCAUUGAAAGACUUUAUUUCCUUGCAUAAACUCACAAUAAAAUCAUGAAAGCUGUUAAACAAAAAGAGAAGAGAAAGAAUAGAGAAACAUUUCCCUUGAAUUUUGAAAUAAUUUGUCCUAAGAAGAUAAAAAUAGUUGGACAUAAAAAAGGAGGGGUUGUAAAGAAAACAUCUGGUACUUCCAAUGGAAAAUCUUCAUCCUCAAAUUUCAGAGUGUCAGAUUCAAAGUCUCAGAGAACAGUUGCCGGAAAGAAAAAAUAUGAUUAUAAAUUAGUGGUGAAAAAUUUAAGUUUUGAAGUUGGAGAAGCAGACUUGAGAAAAAUAUUCUUAACAGCUGAUAAAAUUACUUUAUCUAAGUUCACUGAUACAGGAAAAUCUAAGGGGUAUGCGUUUGCAGAAUAUCAAUCAAAACAAGAUGCUAAAGAAGCUCAACAUGCAUUGAACAGAAGAAAAAUAAAAGGAAGAAGAGUCAGUAUCCAUUUUAAAGGCAUUGAAGAUCUUAAAAGUCAUGAGUCUAAGUUACCAACUCCAAAGAACGUGAAUUUAUAUCCCAAUAAGCAAGAACCAAGGAUUCAAGCACCAAAGAAGCAGUUUGUGUUUGCUGAUGAUAGUGAUUGAAAUUUUCUGAUAUUGACAAACUAAAAUGAUAUAUUGCUCAAAUUAGUAUGUCAAUAACUGACUAAUGCAGGACUCAUGUAUAUAAAUCUCUGCAUGUUCAUAGUAGAUAUGAUUGUACAUAAAUGACUUAAGUAAAGAUCUGAGCAUGGAAUCAUAAAGAUUGACUGAAAGAGGUCUUUUCUCUGUCCGAGAAGAAUCAAGAGAUAUCUAUACAGAAGUUAAUUUUUUUGUAUAUAUAAGUUUGUAUGCGUUCUAACUGUAUAAGGUGCAAACUUGAACACAACAAAGGUAAUGCUGUCAGUGUCAGUAACUGGUUUUAUGUAAUUUAUCUGGCUGAGUUAGACAAUUAUUUAACCCCAUUACUUACUAUGUACAUUAUACACUAUGCAUUUCAUCUCUCAAUAUAUGAUACUGUGAAUUUGUAUAUUUUUUUUAAUGAAAACAAUAAGAAAG